UCUGCACGACUUAUCCAAAGGCGGAGUUGCAGGCUGUGUUCGAGAGGUGCGCGUGAGAGAGGCGGAUGGGUUGGGCGGCCGUGGCAGCAGAAGGAUUAGGAGUACGAGGGUGCUGUUCUCUUCCGGUCGCGAGCGCCAAGUCGAGCCUCGGCAGGCCAACCAUCGUCGCCUCUAAGACCACGAGGCCGCGCCGCAGAGUGAAUGGCUCGCCGCCCCGCAAGCAGCAGCCUUCCGUCGCGGAGGUCCAGAAAGCAAUUGGCGUCGUCGAUGACCCCUUCCGCUCACCUGAUGGUGCCUCUUCCUCCUCGUCCUCUUCUUCGCCGUUUCUUGGAUUCCUGCAGGACGAGAGCCCCGCGGAGAGGAAGCUUCGCAAGGCCGCCGAGUGGGUGGUCGACAGCACCGAGGCCCAGGCGCAGUCCGGUACCCCCGUCACUCUGCCUCUCGUUCCUUCUCUUGCUCAAGUUUCCAGUUUGCUAAGUAUUGCCGUCGAAGAAAAAGGGCAAAGAAUCCUGUUGCUAGUAUGUCUAAACAUCUUACCAGUGUGGCUUUUGCUCCUCUUGGUUGCAUCUGGAGUUGUAAAGUUGCCAUUUGAUCUCCCAUUCUGGAAUGAUCUUAUCUCAUAAGUGUCAGAAAAAUAGUUGAUACUCAGGUUUCCAGCUACAUGUACAUAGCAACUUAAUUUUAAGCUUUUAUUCCUGUUCAA
Molecule: messenger RNA, 703 nt
Organism: Musa acuminata AAA Group (dessert banana)
Lineage: Eukaryota; Viridiplantae; Streptophyta; Magnoliopsida; Zingiberales; Musaceae
Product: probable NAD(P)H dehydrogenase subunit CRR3, chloroplastic
Exons: 2
Coding region: 66-623 (185 amino acids)
Biological process (GO): photosynthetic electron transport in photosystem I
Cellular component (GO): chloroplast thylakoid membrane; NAD(P)H dehydrogenase complex (plastoquinone)
Source: RefSeq, a predicted model, not a curated record